Xenopus laevis (African clawed frog) is the source of this 6569-nucleotide messenger RNA. RefSeq names its product Sp1 transcription factor L homeolog (gene sp1.L). The transcript is spliced from 6 exons. Lineage: Eukaryota; Metazoa; Chordata; Amphibia; Anura; Pipidae. Gene Ontology annotation, cellular component: nucleus. The coding region runs from base 159 to 2330 and encodes 723 amino acids. Gene Ontology annotation, biological process: regulation of transcription by RNA polymerase II. The record is from RefSeq and is a predicted model, not a curated record. Gene Ontology annotation, molecular function: DNA-binding transcription factor activity, RNA polymerase II-specific; RNA polymerase II cis-regulatory region sequence-specific DNA binding.
AUUGGGCGGGAGGAGCCGCCCCUCAGCGGGAGUGGUUAGGCGGUCUGUCGAUCUCCGCCCGUAGCCACGCCUACUCACCGUCUCCGCCGCGCGGCACCAGGUUAGGUUGCCAUAAUCAGCCGAGGUUUGUGUGAAGUACCUACGGCCCCCGAAACAACAUGAGCGCAGAUCAGGAGCACAUGUCUGAUGACAUGCCUACGAUAAAGUCCGAAAACCGGACCGGAGGAGGUGGAUUCAUCCAGAAGGGGCAGGAUUCUCAGCCAUCUCCUUUGGCCUUGUUGGCUGCCACCUGUAGCAGAAUUGAGCCCCCCGAGAAUGGAAAUGGUAACAACCAGCAACAGGGUGCUACAGAAUUGGAUCUGAGUACUGCUCAAAUUGCCCAGACAGCAAAUGGCUGGCAGAUUAUUUCUACAGGUGCUUCCAAGGAUCAAGCUGGCGGAGAUGCUUCUUCUAAAAACCGCCCAAUAGCCCCUGGGCAGUUUGUGGUAGCUGCACCCAGUGUGCAAAAUCAGCAGGUUUUGACCAGUUUGCAGAGUGUGAUGCCCAACAUUCAGUACCAAGUCAUACCACAAUUCCAGACUGUUGACGGGCAACAGCUCCAGUUUACCAAUGUCCAGCAAGAUGCUUCAGGCCAGUUGCAGAUCAUCCCAGCUACUAACCAGCAGAUUAUCACCACUAAUCGCACUGGUACAGGGAACAUACUUACUAUGCCAAACUUAUUACAGCAGGCAGUCCCUAUUCAGGGUAUGGGUCUAACCAACAAUGUCCUCUCAGGGCAGACUCAGUACUUAACCAAUGUCCCUGUUGCUCUUAAUGGUAACAUUACUCUGCUUCCCGUAAGUGCGGCUUCCCUCACUCCAACAUCUCAGUCAGUGACUAUUAGUGGAACUCAGGAAAACAUAUCUCAGCCAGUUACUUCAGGGGUGGCUAUCAGCUCAUCCCAGUUGGCUACUUCCCAGGCUAACACUGGCAUGUUCUUUACCAAUGCCAAUACCUUCUCCACUAGUACCACCCCAAGUAAUUACCUUAUGAACUGUAGCAGUGGAGGCAGCACACCGGGCACCAAUGUCCAGGUGUCUCAGAGAUCUACAGGGCAGCUAAGCUUAUUUACUGACUCUGUGCAACAAGGAAAUGGAAACCUUCAGCAGGUACAGCAGAAAGACGGUGACCAGCAACAGCAGCAAAUUCUCAUACAGCCUCAAAUAGUCCAAAGUGGGCAGACAAUCCAGGCUCUGCAGGCAGCUCAGCUGUCCGGUCAAACCUUUAGUACACAGUCCAUAUCCCAAGAUGCCCUACAGAAUCUUCAAAUUCAGACCUUGCCAAACACUGGUCCAAUUAUUAUCCGUACACCUACUGUAGGUCCAAAUGGCCAAGUUACCUGGCAGACCAUCCAGUUGCAGAAUCUGCAAGUUCAGAAUCCACAAGCUCAGACCAUCACUCUUGCUCCAAUGCAGGGGGUUUCUUUUGGGCAGUCUGGCAAUACUAAUACUCUCACAUCAAUGCCUGCUGGUACAGUAACUGUCAACGCUGCUCAGCUGUCAUCCAUGUCUGGCCUGCAGACCAUUAAUCUUGGAGCAUUGGGAGCCUCCGGUAUUCAAGUGCACCAGCUUCAAGGAGUACCUCUAACAAUAACCAAUGCAGCUGGGGAUGCCAGUGGCCAUCUGAGCAUUCAUGCAACAGGUGCUGAUGGGCUCCACGAUGAUCAUUCGGCUAUGGAAGAGGGUGAAACAAGUCCAGAUCCACAGCCACAACCUGGACGCAGAAUGCGUAGAGAGGCCUGCACCUGUCCAUACUGCAAAGAGGGCGAGGGAAGGGGUUCGGGGGAUCCAGGGAAAAAGAAGCAGCACAUCUGCCACAUUCCAGGGUGUGGAAAAGUGUAUGGGAAGACCUCUCACUUACGUGCACACUUGCGGUGGCACACAGGAGAACGCCCCUUUGUCUGUACUUGGGUGUUUUGUGGUAAACGUUUCACACGAAGCGAUGAACUUCAGAGACAUAAGCGCACCCAUACUGGUGAGAAAAAGUUUAUUUGCCCCGAGUGCCCAAAACGCUUCAUGAGGAGUGACCAUUUGUCCAAGCACAUAAAGACGCAUCAGAAUAAGAAGGGCCCGGGUGGCCCCAUCGCCAUGACAACCGUAAACCUGGACACUGGAGCGGGCUCUGAUGGCAGCGCUGCUUCAACUCCAACCCCCCAGACCCUCAUCACAACAAACAUGGUUGCCAUGGAAGCAAUAUCUCCAGAGGGCAUUGCCCGGCUGGCGAGCAGCGGUAUAAACGUCAUGCAAGUGGCGGAUCUUCAGUCAAUCAAUAUUAGUGGCAAUGGCUUCUAAAAUCCAGUGUUUUGGAAGGACUAUUUGUUGACAAUAAAUAAGUGUGUUGGAAUGGGUGGGAGGUUAGGCUCUAUAGUAAUGUAAUGACAUUGGGUCCAAAAAGAGGGGGUUAAACUGCUCUCCUGUCCAGUAAUGCAAGGGUGUGCCAGUUCACAUUACUCUUGAUGGAGCUUUUUUUUCCUGUCAUAUUGUAUCCCUUCUUUAACAGCACUGAUUAUUCAUACAUGUAGUUACUGGGAGAGACCUCCUUGUCCUCCUCAGAAAAAAUACCUGCAUUGUAUAUUUCACCAGGAUAUUUCCAGAUGUAUGCUUAUGCCAGCUCUGGGCAAAAGUUUCUUAUUUGCCCCCUUCGUGGGCCUCACGGAUUGUCCGGUUGCCCUUGUAAUGGUUAAUAUCCUGCCUCUGUACCACAGUCUUUAUGUUGGUGUGAAGAAGGCGCACAUUUCUCAGAACUCAUUUAUUUUUUAAUAUAAAUAUAUAUAUAAUAUUAAUAUUUCUAUUUUCUGCAUUUUACAAGCAAAGACUUAAGGUACCACCCAUAGCCAUCAUGCCUUGGUAAACCGAUUUAUCAAUGCAAUACGUUUUGUUUUCGUUAAACAGAGAUACUAUAACUAUAAAACUAGGUUCAGAUGAAAUACAAAUGCCAAAAAAUCUUUAUAUUCAUAUAUCUAUAUAUAACAAAUGCUUAGACCAAAAGUCGCUUUGGUCACUGCGUAGCCUUCGUGUUUUCUAAGUUAAUAAACUUUUUCGACUCUUGCAGUUUCUAAAAGCGAUUGGAAACGUUUUCUAUGUAAUUUGCAUUAUAGUUGUAUCUUCGAUGUUCGUUCCGGUUGAACAAGAAAGGAUAGGGUUUCUUACGGUAUGCUUUAACAUUGACAAACCUGCAGCAAUACUGGUAUAUAUUCAUUCUGCGUCUUUGUCUGCCCCCCCCCCCAUCGUUACCUUAAAGAUCAGAAACCAUAUCUAGGAUAGACCGCCCAGAAUCUAGCUUUGGUAGGAAUGUCGAAAGUACUGACACCCCUUUUUCUCUAUUUUUUUUUUUUGUCUUGCAAUUUAAGAUACUAAACAUAACUACCAGUUAAUCUAUAGUGCUCCAUAGAUACAGGGGCCACUUCUCAGAGUAUCGAUCGCAUCCAUUGCUUCCAGACGUGCUUAAAUAUAUAGACUCAAAGCACAUUAACUAAUGUAACCUCUUUUCUUCCAGCUUUUUUGUUAAUCAACUAAUUAAAUCCGUAGCAUAGUCCGGUGUUAGCAUUUUUUUUGUUCUCCCACACUGGCAUUGGAGAGGGACCUUUUAUACAAAUUGCUACUGUAAAUAAUAUAUAUAUAUUUUAUUUUGAAAACCGCAAUCGGUGGGACUUCCCUGCUACCUAUUUUUAUAUAUUAUUGCAUAGCCUAUACAUAAGCCAUUAAGUGAAAUGUAUUUUUAUACAGUUUUGCUACCCACCCAUAUCAUAACCGUUGGGGAGAGGGGGUGUUUUGCAUUCUGGAUAUGAAUAAGCAAUGGGGGGGUGUAACUGUUAUAAAUGACUUAUUGCUUGGCUGAUAUGAAAUCUGAAGCCUGUUGCCUUGGCGGUGGAUAUAGGGUUUUAUACAUUGAUUGUUAGCUCUUUCUGAUCAUCAAGAACGAUGGGUUGUCUUGGCCAAAGGAAAAAAAAAAAUAAGAAUCUGAUUGUGUCAGUUCCAGAUUGUCCUGCUAUUAUGCUAAUGAAACACUGUGCCUUUAAUAAUAAGGAUUAUAAAAUGUAAUGAAACCUUUAUUUAGGAAAAGCCAUUGCUUAAACAGACAUAAACAUCUUAAACUUUCUUUUUUUUUUCUUUUUAACUUAGAACGUUAGAACGUAAGCGUUGCUAAGGCAACACAAUGAAAUUGGAAAUGGAAAAUGCUAUGCAACAUAAUGGUAAUGAACUUGUUUUUCCAGUUAUAAUUUAGGAUGAUGUAUAUCCUGUUUUCUUCUUGUCUCCGCUUUGGCUAUUGAAGUGGGACUUUUGUUGUACAAGGUAAAGUAAUCGUAGAGAACUCGAUUCAACGUCUAGAUUAUUCUAUUAAUACAGAGCCUGUAAAUACAUUUUUUUUUCUCCUUUUUUUUUUUUUUUUUUUGUUUGACUUGGUCUCAGAUUGUUGUGUUUUACCAUGGAUUAGGAAGGAAGAAGUCAUUCUCUUUAUAGUACUGGGAAUCUUUUUGUAAGGGAUGGAGAGUAAAGGAGAAGGGAGCAGGCAGUUGCAGCAGACAACGGCUCAGGUCACCAUCAGCUGCUCUUCAUAAGGAAGCUACAGUUUUGCUGCUGGGAAGAGCUGCCACAGCCUUAAAGGAAUAGUAACACCAAAAUAUUGUAGUGUUUUAAAGUAAUGCAAAUAUAAUGUACUGUUGCCCUACACUGGUAAAACUGGUGUGUGUUAUAUAAACAAGCUACUGUGUAGCCAUUAGUGUGUGCGGGUCGGACUUUUCCCAAGCCCGACUUCUAUAGACCCGACCUGCCGAUGAUGAAACAAAAGGGGAGGGGUGAGAGGUCAACGUCUAUAAAAACUCAACACGGAAACCGGCAUUUGCGACCCGGAAAGGAGCGUCUGAGGUCGGCCUGACGCGUGGGUAUCUGGUCGGCCCACACAUCACUAGUAGCCAUGGGGGCAGCCAUUGAAAGCUGAAAAAGGAGAAAAAGCACAGGAUACACAGCAGAAAACAGUUAAGCUCUGUAGUCUUACAAUGGGAUUGUUCACAACUUAUCUGUUAUCUACUGUGUUCCCUGUGUUUGAAUGACUACACAGCACUACAUUAUAUUGUCAUUCUAUUAAAACACUUGCAUUUUUUGGUGUUACUGUUCCAAUAAGGGUAAUGUUAGCACCCAUGCGAUUUCUAGCUCAAGGAUGGGUGCUAGAAACGACCCCUGACCUUAGGGGACAUGCACAUACGUCACAGUAGUUUUUUAUGGUGGUCUAUGCAGGAUUACCACGUAGGCAUCAAUAGCUUCACCUGCCAUUGCUUUACAAGUAAUAUGAUACUUCAUCUGAGGGUUUGCUGUUCUACAACUAAUUCCCUGCCAAAGAUUUCAGCUGGCAUAAAGGGUAGCGUUGUGUUAUGGCUGGGUCUUGGGUAACCUCCAGCCCUGGUUUGAUUGAAUAGUGGUUGAGUUGAGGGAGUGGUUUUGAGGGUUGUCAUGGCAAGGUUUUGAUUGGUGCAACCAUACAGCAGGAUUGUUCAAUAGUACGUCCCAUUAGCUUCAAGGUGCUCUCUGAGUUUAUACAAAUAAAUUGCGCCAAAUAACCUGCUGCAUUUAACUGAAUUAACUCAUCUCUAGCCUAUCAGGGCCUUUUCAUUUCUAGCUGAAUAUGUUCACAUCCAAUAAAGCAUCUUCCUUUCACACAUAACCUUCCAUGUCAUUCUCUGUGCUGGGUUUGCUGGCUGAGGAUUGCAGUUUAUUUAUGGGAGCAGAAGCAACUCCCUGUACUCCUAGCAUAGUGCUGAAACACCAGUGCAAUCGUUCCAUGCAUUUAGUUUCCUUCUCCUAAUUCUAUAUGAAUUGACAACCUCUUUCUUUCUGUUUAUUGUGAUAAAUGCAAACUGUCAUCCUACCGUUAAGGCGGAUAAUUUGGUAUUUAUACAUGGGAAUUUCGAUUUUUCGAGCUUUCCACGGUCCACAGGCAGUGUCGUCGACUUUACAUUGUUUAUACUAUUGAAAUCAUUUGCUGUCUGCUUUGUAAGUUGCAGUUCUUCAAUGGGGAUCAGUCUGUUUCUUUAAAUGGAGAAGAUUAUUUCCAGUAUAAAGGGCGGGUACAUACCAGCAAUAUAUACAUGUGGUGGUUGGUAAAGCAGAAUUUUUUUUUGUUUUUUUUUUCUUUGUCGUCAUUUUUGUAAGUAGACAAGAGCAUGUUACCCCAUGUGUGAGUCUGUAGCGUUUCUCCAUGUCGGGGGGAGAUGCGGGUGGAGUUAGUGACACCUCUGCUUGACACAAGGCUUGGGUGGGGAAGGGGGGGCGUAAUGCAGAUUUACUAUCUCUGGGAACAUUAUAACAGUGCCUCGACCUUUAUUAACACACUGGCAAUAACAAAUACACCUUUAAAUAAAAGCUGUUUUAUAAUGUUUUGUUUUAAUGAAUUGAUGUAAUAAUGUUGGAAACCAUUUUAAAGGCAAGUUUCAUUUCCCCCCCCCCUUUUUGUACAGAGAAAACAAAUAUUGUAGUUUAUAACUCAUUUGUAAAAUCAAUUACAUUUUCAUUUUUUAAUAAAGUGUCUAAGAGUUA